Molecule: messenger RNA, 708 nt
Organism: Lacerta agilis (Sand lizard)
Lineage: Eukaryota; Metazoa; Chordata; Lepidosauria; Squamata; Lacertidae
Gene: BCLAF1
Product: BCL2 associated transcription factor 1
Biological process (GO): positive regulation of transcription by RNA polymerase II
Cellular component (GO): mediator complex
Molecular function (GO): transcription coregulator activity; DNA binding
Source: RefSeq, a predicted model, not a curated record
AUGAGGGAGAUAAAAAAAUUAAAGUGUGAUGCUGCAGAUCUUCGACAUGACAUCGAGCGGCGUAGAAAAGAACGAAGUAAAGAACGAGGAGACUCUAAAGGUUCCAGGGAAUCCAGUGGCUCAAGGACAGAGAAAAUUCCAAAGGAUUACAAGGAUUAUAAACCUUACAAAGAUGACAGUAAACAAAAAAGAGAGCAAGACCGUUCUCGAUCUUCCUCAACUUACUCCCCAUCUUCCUCCUCAUCCAGUUCCCGAGAAGAAAAGGAGCAGAAAGAAAGAGAAGAAGAAUUUAAACCCCAUCAUGAGCAGAAAGAAUAUCGGUUUACAGGAGUUGGAAGACCUAGAGGCACAUUUUUUCGAAUUAGGGGCAGAGGAAGAGCCAGAGGCGUGUUUGCUGGAACAAAUACUGGUCCCAGCAACUCAAACACUACUUCAAAGAGACCGAAGGAGGAGGAGUGGGAUCCUGAAUAUACCCCAAAAAGCAAGAAAUACUUCUUGCAUGAUGACAGAGAUGAUGGUGUAGAUUACUGGGCUAAAAGAGGAAGAGGUCGUGGCACUUUCCAGCGUAGCAGAGGAAGAUUCAACUAAAAAUCAGGUAGCAGUCCAAAGUGGACACAUGACAAAUACCAAGGGGAUGGGCUUGUGGAAGAUGAAGAAGAAACAAUGGAAAAUGAAGACAAGGAGAGACGUAAAGAAGAAAAAGAAUAG